GUAAAUUUUUGUGUUACAGUCAAAGAAGUCCGUCCCACUGCCUUUCGCGAAACCGAUUCAUCUCUCAAGUUAACUUUCUGUCUAUUUGUGAUGUUUGGUUUUCUGUUAUCUGGUCACUGGUAAAGUAGUACAGAUGUCGGGAACUGUGGAUGAGUGGAAGGUAGCUCGCCGACGAAAAGGCGCCGCGCGGAAAUCCAAACUAGUUCAGGUGUCAUCCGGUUCAACCUGCUGUCAAGAGGAGAAGAUUAACAUUGAUAAAACUGUCAAGAGGAUCCGAGAGAUAGUGUAAGGAGCUCACUGACAGUUAAAUAAAUCUAAUUCUGUUGAUUUAAACAUCAUUUGUUUAGUAACUGUGGUAAUCAUCUCCAUUUAGGUCUGAGAUAAGGUGCGAGGAAGUUUUGAAGGACUGGAGAGGUGAGGAGCACCGUGGACAACAAACUUUUUAUUUAGUCGUGAAAUCAUCUUGAAGCUCUGUGACCUUUUCAAGUUUCGUGUUUUCAGAGCAGCUCUCAGUGGUAAGAUCAGAAGUCCUCUUAAGGCCAGAGAACAAGGACUCAGAGGAACCUACCGUGCUGCUGGAGACGAGCAGAGAUGUCAGAUCAGGUCAGAGGUUGGAGUGUGUGUGUUACGGCCUUGGCACAUUUUCUUCCUCUGUGUCAGCACGCUACCAGCUGGCCAUGUUACUGCUGCUGCUAGAAUCUGAACAGGUAAAAGACAUGUUUGUCUAAUUAGAUCUUAGUCUACAUGAGACUCUGUUUCUUGUAAAACUGCAUUUUUAAUUAAUUUAAAUUUUUGCUCACUCUAUUAGAUUCCCCUAAAGGAUUGCUCUGUGUAUGACCCUGCAUUCUCCCAUGGGGAGAAGGAUGUUUUGAGGGAGCUGGGCUUGACUGUGCUCACAGAGAAUGAGGUAAGGUAAUGACACAGGUUUUAUUUGGAUAUAUGCAUGCAACAUUUUCAGCAGGUACGCAGUUAAAAGAAAGUACUUUGUCUUUGGAACUUUAAUCUUCUUUACUCUGAGAUGUCUGCAUAAAAAUAAACUUAUCUUUAGAAAAAAAAUGUUAUCUUAAGACUAGAAAAACUUGUCCCAUAGUCAGAUUGGAGACAUCUCCUGACUGAUUAAAGGGAUAUUCCGGCAUAAAAUUAAUUUAGGGUCAAACACACAGUAUUAAGACACCCCCUUGAGAGAUGAAUGUUGCCGACCGCUUGCUUUUCUAGUUAUACCAACUUUAGUAAUGACCGCAGGACAGCAGUCUGAGGAGCCAUAAACAAACCUCAAUCAAAACGCCACUCUAUAGCCACAAAUAAUGCUCAGAACAGCACCUAACUUCAUCAACAGUACAUAUAGGGUCCCAGCCAUAGUACUAGCCACCAAACAUUUUUUCACUUUACCUAAUUUCUUUAGCAAAGAGACUAAACACAACUCACCUGCUCUCUUCCAGCAGCCGCUUGUUUGUAGCAAGACUUCAGGCCAGUCCAUUACAGACUACAGCGGGGUGACACAGUACUAUGGCUGGGACCCUAUAUGUACUGUUGAUGAAGUUAGGUGAUGUUCUGAGCAUAAUUCGUGGCUAUAGAGUGGCGUUUUGGUUGAGGUUUGUUUGUGGCUCCUCAAACCACUGUGUAUUGCUAUCGUGCGGUCGUUACUAAAGUUGGUAUAACUAGAGAAGUAAGUGAUCGGCAAUAUUCAUCUCUCGAGGGGAUGUCUUACUGGGUGUUACAGCGUGUUUGACCCUAAUUUUACUUUACGCCAGAAUAUCCAUUUAAAUUCAUUUGCAACCAUGACUUGGCAUUUCAGAGAGGCUUAGUGAAGAAGAUUUUUUUUACCGUCACUCUGUGAAAAAACAUUAACUUUGUAUCUCUCUCAUCUGAGAUGAGCAGGAGGGGAAGCAUUUGACGACCAAGCCCACACUCUUUUACCUGAUGCACUGUGGGAAAGCUCUUUAUAACAACCUUCUGUGGAAGAACUGGAGCAAGGAACAUCUUCCUCUUAUAACAAUAAUUGGAAACAGCUUCAGUGGCAUGAUGGACAGGUGGGUAGGAGACGUCCACUUUAGAGAAAAGGUAACAGAAAUUGGAAGUUAGAUGACAUCCUCUGUCUGUCUUCCCACCAGGACGAUCGAGAGAGAGUUCAAGCGUGACUACGGAUACAUUACUCAGGCUGUGUCUGUGUGUGAAGAGAGACAGCUACCUUGUCCAUCCCGUCUGACCGACGUCUUCAGUGACACAGCUGUCAUCACAUUUCCAAAUAGUGGGCUAGUCAGACUCCCACAAUCUACCUGGAUGGUACCACCAGAGCCACAGUAUCAACACUGCCCAGAUUUGGAGAUAAUCCAGAAAGAUGCACAGAGCUGAGACUGGAGAAGCACAAAAAAAUGACAAAGUUUUUCAUUGUUGUCAUCAUGAAUACAAACAGUUUUAAAAUAUCCUGCUUCAAAUUGAAGACUGGAACUCAUCAUCCUCAAUGACUAAUGUGGCAGAGUGUCACAAAGCCUGUUAAGUAGGGGAGAAAUCGCUGUUGGACAUUUAAACACCUUACUUUUUACUAACAUCAAAAGGCUGGAUUUCACAACUUGAUGUUAUAUAGAGGUUUGUUAUAUGGCUCCACUGUGUGGCGCUGUUACGCAUAAACCAAGAUAUACUAUAUACUCUUAAUUUACCCAGACAAACCUAUUAAGGAUGCAAAGCAUGGCAGUUUAUCCUCUUAAGUUGUUUUCAGAGGUGAGGAUACAUAUUGUUUUAUGGAGUUCAUCUAUUUAUGACUUUGUUAAAAUCAACCUGCAGAGGCUUGAAAUUCUUAAGUGUCACAAGUAAAGCAUAGCAAGCAACAAGCCCUCACAAUUAUGAUUUUAUGUCUGAUGAAGCUGCAAAAAAAGCACAAACUUCAUAUUGUGAGAACCCCAAAAAUACAUCUUUUUCAUUAUAUCCACAUGUACGGUUUAAUGUAACAUCAAUAUACAUUUCUGAAAAGAUAUUAUCAUUUCAGUCUACUACCCCAUGAAAAUUUGACGAAUAAAAAUGUACAGUGUAUGUAUUUUUACAUUUAUCACAACCUAAGUUUUUACAUUUUCUGUAUUAUGAAAGUGUAUCAUGAGAAAACUUCCUUUUAAGUUUUGUAAUAUGAUUAAUAAAAUUAUUGUUUCCUUUCAUGAUAAUGGAAGCACUCACA
Xyrichtys novacula (pearly razorfish) is the source of this 3166-nucleotide messenger RNA. Lineage: Eukaryota; Metazoa; Chordata; Actinopteri; Labriformes; Labridae. The record is from the annotation of a GenBank genome assembly.